AUGGAACAGCAGGACAACAAAAGUUGGGCCCCAGUUCACCAUGCUGCAGUAAGAAAUUAUGUCAAGUCUGUGGAACGGUUUAUUGAGACACUGGGUGUGGAACAGCUAGAAAUUGAAACUAGUGAUGGCCUUAGAAAUACUCCACUCCUUCUUGCAGUCUCUACUGCAAGCCAACAAACAAUAGAAGUUCUUGUACAUCUUGGGGCCAGUGUUUCUGCAGUCAACAAGCUCCUGCAUGGUGUGGUAGAAAUCAGUGCACUGCAUGGAUAUAUGGACCUGCUGGAAUAUUUUAUCCAGCUUGAUAACCCAAGCUUGAAUGUGUACCAAAGACUUGUAACAUUUUUAACUUCCGAUAAUGAUAAAGAAUCCUUGAGUGCAGCAAAAGCCAUUGCAUAUCUGAUCAGUAGGAAGGAAAAUGAAUUUAGUAUCUUAGCCCAGAAUUUCAUAGACAAUGGUUUAGUUUCUGUUCUAAUCAAUGUGCUUAAAAGAAACAGGGGACAAGAUGCCAUAGAAAAGGCAUUGGAUAUCUUAAAUGAAAUUCUGAAAGAUGCUGCUGUUAAACAGAUGGUCUUCCAAAGCAAUGGUUUCCCUGUACUUAUGUCUAUAAUAUAUAAAGAAAUUCAUAAAGGAUUAACACAGCUCCUUCAUGGGGCUGUUGCUGCCAUACAUGAAAUUGCUUCAGACUGUGAUUAUAGUGAGGCACUUUUCUCAGCUGAUGUAAUACCUGUUAUCACAAAGGUGCUUCAUAUGGCCACAGACAUAAGCAACCAUUUUAGCAAUGAAAACAGCAACAAUAUUCUAUUAGGAGCAGUGAAGACUCUGGGAAUGGUGGCGACAGGCAGUGCAAGCUGCAAGAAGGCAAUUGGUAGUGAGCAAGGAUGCCUUUCCGCUUUGCUGUUGCUUUAUGAAAAAUAUCAGUCAAAAGGAUUACUUCUAACUUUAAAUGAAACUGUGGCAAGCAUCAUAUCAAACAAUAAGAAUAACCAAGAUUCCUUUAUCCGUAAACAUGGAACACGACAUCUGAUUCAAAUGCUGAAGCUGAAAAGCAAGAAUCUGCAGCUCAGUGCUAUGAAAACUCUAAGCAGGCUAGCAGAAGGCAAUCCUACUGCACAGAAAAACAUACUGGAAAAUAAUGCCAUCUCACCCUUGAUACAGAUGCUGAAAAGAGAUCGAACUCAGACUGUACAAGAAAUUGUUGCAGAGACGUUAUGGGCUCUAGCUGGAGAAGAUGUGGAAGAAAAAAGAGCCAUUGCAUCAGUAAUAGGUAUAAACUUCCUAGUGGAGUUCUUGGCCUCUCUGUCUGAGAAGCUACAGCACAUUGGAAUCGAAGGACUCAGGGUUCUUGCUGAGGGAGCGCAUGACAAAAAAGACAACAUUGCGUCACUGAAUGGAGUGCAGCAUCUUGUACGACUGUUGCGAUCGCAAAGUGAAGCCAUUGUUCUGAGUACAAUGCAGGCACUUCAGCACAUGUGUCUUAGUGUUGGUUACAUUCCUCAUCAUCAGAACCAGAAAACUAUUGCUAACUGCCAAGGCCUGAAUUUUCUAGUUGCACUAAUGGCCCAUUCCAGAUCUGGAAAUAUCCAGGCUGAAGCUGCCUAUACAAUUGCCGCUGUAGUACUAGGCAACAGUGAAAACAAGGCGAUGUUGUAUGAGAAUUCAGACUUCAGUUAUAACCAUAUUCUCCACCUACUGUAUACAUCCAAGGAGGAGAUCCAGCUCGUAACCACUGCUGCCUUAACAACCUUCGCAUUUAACAAUAUCAGACAGCAAAGGGAGAUUGUCAAAGCUGGAGGAGUGCAGUGGUAUAACUUUCAGCCUUUUCUAGGCUGUAGCAAUGAAACUGAUAGACUUAAUGCUGCUUUUCAGUGUGUGGUUCUCUCGCAGAUUAUCCCAGAUAAUGAGCCUGCUGAUUCUGCUGCAAUUGGAAUUAAGACAAUUGUGGAUAUAUUAGAAUAUUCAACAUCAAAGGACACCUUGGCACUGGCAGCAGAUUGCUUAGCCCGCCUGGCGCAUACUAGAGCAGGAAUUCCAUCCGCUAUAGUUUCAAUAAAUGCAGUUCCUUUGCUCUGCAGUUUGCUUUCCAGUCCUUCAAAGCAGGCAAGAGGAUGUGCUGCCAUUGCCCUUGGCUACCUUAGUUUUAAUCACGUGGCAGAAAGACAACUACUAAGAUGGUGCAGAGAGGAGCCACACCUAGUGAAAGUACUGCUGCAGUAUACAAAGAGACACAAACUAUCAGUACAUUUUCUGGAAGGCUGGAAACACCUGAAAAAACUUGGACUCCCUCUCAUCCGAAAUGAGAAGACGAAAGAAGCAAGCAUACAGAAGAAUAAAAGCAGGGAAACAACCUGGAUUAAGACAUAAUAAAAAGGGAUACUCAGCCUCAAAAUUUUAUCAACUGUGUUUCUUUAGUAAACAAUGUGUUUGGUGAAUUUUAUAUUUAAUGAAGAUCAUUUACAAAUUUUUUCAUACAACUUGCUCAUAUAUAUUAUCUGUAUAACAAUACUUAACAAAAGACUCAUGUUUAUCUAAUGUAUGUGGACACUAAUGCUUUGUACAGGCACAAAAUGGUUUGUGCAGGAAAUAAAAAGUUAUAUUUUACUGUUUUGGAACAGGUGAUAAAAACACCAAUAGGUGGUCUCUGGGAGUAUACACUGGAAUAUAGAGAACUUCUAUGGCAAGUUAGACUUGAUGCUAGUGAGAAACCUGGGUUAAAUGAAGCUAUUUCAUUAGCCAGCUUACUAAAAUUAAGAGCAGCCAAAUUGUAAUCAAACAAUAAUAAUACAAAGGGACAAAUGACUGUUUUAUUAUUUUAUGUAUU
Messenger RNA from Protopterus annectens (West African lungfish), 2818 nucleotides. Its product is annotated as ankyrin and armadillo repeat-containing protein-like. Lineage: Eukaryota; Metazoa; Chordata; Ceratodontiformes; Protopteridae. The transcript is spliced from 9 exons. The coding region runs from base 1 to 2361 and encodes 786 amino acids. Gene Ontology annotation, molecular function: protein binding. The record is from RefSeq and is a predicted model, not a curated record.